GGUUGCUGGAGUCCCAAGGGGAGCACAGAACUUCGGCUAUGUCUCAAUUAUUAAUUCUUCAGACUUGACCUUUAUCCAGAACUUCACUGGUGAACAGAUGGCGUCUUAUUUUGGGUACACUGUUGCAGUAUCUGAUGUUAACAAUGAUGGUUUAGAUGAUAUCUUAGUUGGUGCCCCUCUCUUCAUGGAACGAGAAUUUGAAAGCAAGCCUAAAGAAGUUGGGCAGGUUUAUCUCUACCUGCAAGAAAGUGCUUUCCUCUUCCGAGAUGCACAAAUUCUGACCGGUGCUGAAGUAUUUGGUAGAUUUGGCAGCGCAAUCACGCACCUUGGAGAUCUCAAUCAAGAUGGAUAUAAUGACAUUGCUAUAGGUGCACCAUUUGCAGGAGAAGACAGAAGAGGGAAAGUGCUCAUUUACAAUGGACAUAGUAAUGGGUUAAAUACUAACCCUUCCCAGGUCCUCAAUGGAGCGUGGGCCUCACAGUCCAUGCCUUCGGGAUUUGGCUUCACUCUAAGAGGAGACUCAGAUGUAGACAAGAAUGAUUACCCAGAUUUAAUUGUAGGUGCAUUUGGAGCUGGAAAAGCAGUUGUGUACAGAGCCAGGCCUGUUGUGACAGUGAAUGCUCAGCUCAUUCUGAACCCCAUGAUUGUGAAUCCAGACAAUAAAACUUGUCAACUCCCUGACUCUCAGCUUUUGGUGGCUUGCUUUACUGUAAGAGUCUGCGCAGACUUUGAAGGUCAAAGUAUUUCAGAUGAGAUAGUGCUGAAAGGUGAAUUGCAAUUAGAUUCACUGAAACAGAAAGGAGCUGUUAAGAGGACCCUCUUCUUUGAUUACCAUCAGUCACAUCAUUACUUCUCCAUUGUGAUAGAAAGACAGAAAGAGCUCCAUUGCCAGGACUUUCUUGUUUAUCUCAGAGAUGAAACAGAAUUUCGAGAUAAAUUAUCUCCCAUCAAUAUAAACUUGAAUUAUAGUUUGGAUGAAUCCAAUUUUGGAGAUAGCUUGACUGUGAAACCGAUACUGAACUAUUACCAGAAAAGCUCCGUAACAGAACAGGCUUACAUUCUGGUUGACUGUGGGGAGGACAACUUGUGCAUUCCUGACUUGCAGCUUUCUGCUAUGCCAGAUAAAGAUCAACUCAUAAUUGGAGAAGAAAACUGUGUCAUGCUCAUAAUAAAUCCAAGGAAUGAUGGGGAAGGAGCCUAUGAAGCUGAGCUACAUGUAAAGAUUCCACCUGAAGCAGAUUACACGGGGGUUGAACGCAACAACAAGGCACUGCGUGUGUUGAGCUGUGAUUACAAGAUGGAAAAUGAAACUAGAAUGGUGGUUUGUGAUCUUGGGAACCCUAUGGUGGCUGGUGCAAACUUUUCUACAGGCAUUCGAUUUUCUGUUCAGCAUUUUGAAAAUGCAGAUUUCAGCAUCAAUUUUGAGCUGCAAAUAAAAAGUUCUAACAAGAUUAAUCCCACCAGCAAUUUGGUCAACCUCCAUAUCAACAUCAGUGCUAUGGCUCAAGUACAGAUCAGAGGAGUGUCUCACCCCCCAACAAUUAUUUUGCCACUUCACAACUGGGAACCCAAAGAUGAACCUACAAAAGAAGAAGAACUUGGUCCUUUAGUAGAACACAUCUAUGAGCUGCACAAUAUAGGACCAAGUGCCAUCAACAAUACAGUUCUCCAUGUCGGUUGGCCUGUGUCCAGUCAAGAAGAAUUUCUUCUUUAUGUUCUUCAUAUUCAGACACAUGGACCAUUGCACUGUCAAACGAGCUCUCCUAUUAAUACAAUGCAAAUAAAGUUUGCUAUUCCACAAGACACUCCUGAACUUGCUGCUUUUUUAUAUAAUUCCACAAUUUCUCAUUACAUCAGGAGAAGGGAUGUCACAGUGGCAGAACCUCACAGGAAAAACUCUGCAAAAAUAUUGAACUGUACAAAUAUAAAGUGUAUCCUAAUUUCCUGCACUGUGGGACAACUGGAAAGAGGGAAGAGUGCAGCGCUGAAAAUCAGAUCCCGGCUGUGGGCCCAAACAUUCCUGGAGAGAAAGAAUCAUCUCUAUACUCUUUCUUCCAAUGUGUCCUUCAAAGUUAAGAGCAUGCCAUAUAAAGUGCAACCAGCAAAGCUCCCUGAGGGAAGCAUAGCAAUCAGAACAUCUGUCAUUUGGUCCACUCCAAAUGUCUCCUUUGUAAUCCCUUUAUGGGUUGUAAUACUAGCAAUACUUCUCGGACUACUGGUACUAGCUAUGUUGACCCUAGCCUUAUGGAAGUGUGGCUUCUUUGACAGAGCUAGACCUCCUCAAGAUGACAUGGCUGACCGGGAACAACUGACAAAUAACAAGACUACUGAUGCAUAGAGGAAGAGAGUGACAGUUCAAAUCAGAAUCCUGCCUGAGACUAGAAACACUAUGAGGAUUAAAUGAAGGAUUCCUUCCACUGAUCUUCCUUUGUACCUGCAAGUGACAUGGUGUCGUAAUCUGAUCUAUGCAACGUUCUGAGAACACACCACAUGAUGGCCAUCCUUGCCAAAGAAAGCAGCUUUAUCACUGCCUUACAAACAUACUCACCACUGAACAGAAUGUUUAUCCCAUAUUCCAGUCAGUCUAUGUUUCAGCAGAUGCCUUUGAACACGUGGUAUACUGAGAUGCUUCCAGAACAAGCCCAAAUCUCCCAAGGACAGAACACCUGCGUUGCUGUAUUGUCUAGAAGAUGGGCCAGGACAAAACUUCUGAACAUUACUGUAUCAUGCAGAAUACCUUUGACACCUCCCUAAGAAUAAGAACUUUUAUGAAAUUAUGGCUCAGGGAGACAAGCAAUAUAUCAGUACUGUGAAAGUACUUCUGAAAAACAAAGGUAGUCUAUGAAGAACUUUAUAGAUGGGGCACAGUUAUUUAUUUUUUCCACCUUUUUGGGAUAAGUAUCUGAUAUAACCAUCAAGUUGUUAGAUUUUGAGAGAAGAAAGUAAAAAAACAGAAAUCAUGUACUUACCUUGCAUGUAAAUAGAAAAGUAAGCCCAUUGUACACACAGGACACAUCUUUCUUG
Messenger RNA from Balearica regulorum gibbericeps (East African grey crowned-crane), 3024 nucleotides. Lineage: Eukaryota; Metazoa; Chordata; Aves; Gruiformes; Gruidae. The record is from RefSeq and is a predicted model, not a curated record.